AUGAGGUUGUUGAAGACACAAUAUAGGGAAAUUGCUGAGAUGAUAUCGCAUUCGGCUUCUAUAUUCGAUUGGGAUGAUGUCAAGAAAUGUGUUACUUGUGAUGAUGAUGUUUGGAUUGGUUGGAGUCACCCAGCUGCUGCAGGACUUAGAAAUAAGCCUUUCCCUCACUUUGAUCAAUUAGCCAUUAUAUUUGGGAAAGAUAGAGCAACUGGGGAAGGAACAGAGUCACCAACUGAUGUAGUGGAGAACAUAAAAACUGAGGAAGUUGCAUUUGCAGCAACAAGGAUAGCUUUAGAAGCUUUCAAUGCAUUGAAUGUUGAUGAAGAUGACAAUGGUGAUGAUGAUGUUUCUCCUGCUCAAGCUACCAAUAGUGAAGGAUCCACUGCUGCUAGAAAAAGGACUAUAAAGCAAGGUGACAGAGAGGUGAGUCAUAAAAAAACUAAGACAAAAAGUAAUGGUGACAACAUUGUUCAUGCAUUCCAAUCUAGUGUGGAUAAGAUUGGAGAAAUCUGUCAAGGUGCAAGAGAAUGA
Molecule: messenger RNA, 531 nt
Organism: Theobroma cacao (cacao)
Lineage: Eukaryota; Viridiplantae; Streptophyta; Magnoliopsida; Malvales; Malvaceae
Source: RefSeq, a predicted model, not a curated record